GGGCAAUCCUGUUCCGCACAGGAGGGACAGUAAAUCAGGAAUUCAGUUCCCAAAAUGUGGCAGUUCUUGGCCACUCUGUGCAGCCUGGUCGUACUGACCAGUGCUUGGAGCAGAUUGUCCUUUCCUCCUCUUUCAGAUGAAAUGGUAAACUACGUCAACAAGCUCAAUACUACGUGGCAGGCUGGGCACAACUUCUGUAAUGCGAACAUGAGCUACGUAAAGAAACUCUGUGGUACCUUCAUGGGUGGAGCCAAGCUACUACCUCAGAGAAUGUUUUUGGCUGAUGGCAUGAAGCUACCAGAAAACUUUGAUGCUCAGGAACAGUGGCCAAACUGCCCAACCAUCAGGGAAAUUAGAGACCAGGGUUCCUGCGGUUCUUGCUGGGCAUUUGGAGCUGUGGAAGCCAUUUCUGAUAGGAUCUGUGUACACACUGGUGGAAAUGCCAAUGUAGAAGUCUCUGCUGAGGACCUGCUUAGCUGCUGUGGAUUUGAGUGUGGGGAAGGCUGUAAUGGUGGCUUUCCUUCUGGAGCUUGGAGGUAUUGGACCAAGAAAGGCCUUGUAUCUGGUGGCCUCUAUGAUUCCCAUAUAGGCUGCUGACCCUACUCCAUCCCUCCAUGUGAGCACCAUGUGAAUGGUUCUCACCCUGCCUGUACUGGAGAGACAGGGAACACCCCCAAAUGCAGAAAGAAGUGUGAAGCAGGCUAUUCUCUUGACUACAAAGAUGACAAACACUAUGGAUCAGCCUCUUACAGUGUACCUUCAAGUGAGGAGGAGAUCAUGGUUGAGAUCUACAAGAAUGGCCCUGUGGAAGGAGCUUUUCUCAUGUACACUGACUUCCUCCAGUACAAGUCUGGAGUUUACCAGCACAUUCCUGGAGAAAUGCUUGGAGGCCAUGCCAUUCGUGUCCUAGGCUGGGGUGUGGAGGAUGGUACCCCUUACUGGCUGGCUGCUAACUCCUGUAACACAGACUGGGGUGAUAAUGGCUUCUUUAAAAUUCUCCGUGGAAAGAAUCACUGUGGAAUAGAAUCUGAAAUUGUGGCUGGAAUUCCCCGAACAGAUCAAUAUUGGAGCAACUAACCUGCUGUCAUUUGCCCAACUUUAAUUUUUUUUUAAAAAAAGAAAAAAACUGGGGAAUGGGAGAAAUGAAUAUUUUUAAAAGACUUUGGAGCUGGAGAGAGAUG
Molecule: messenger RNA, 1181 nt
Organism: Vombatus ursinus (common wombat)
Lineage: Eukaryota; Metazoa; Chordata; Mammalia; Diprotodontia; Vombatidae
Product: cathepsin B-like
Exons: 1
Biological process (GO): regulation of catalytic activity
Cellular component (GO): lysosome
Molecular function (GO): cysteine-type endopeptidase activity
Source: RefSeq, a predicted model, not a curated record